AUGGGAGUUUUGUGUGGAGUCAAUGGAUCCCCAUUCUACAAACAACAACCGGUUUUUACCAUCAAAAUGGAGACAGGAGAAGAAAUUGAUUGUGUGGAUUUUUAUAAGCAACCGACUUUUAUUAAUUCUUCGAUAAAAAGCCAUAUGCCUAAGAGUGCUUCUAUUGUAAGUACAGGCUAUGGAGGCAGGAAAUUUCAUGGAGUGGGAGCCGCGGUAAGCUUAUAUCAAUCUACUGUGUUUGGAAAACAAUGGUCUGCUUCUCGAAUGAAAGUUUCAAAUGGACCCGAUAUUAUCGAAGCUGGUGUGAUGGUAAAUCCAUCUGUGUUCAACAACACUAAAGCUCAUCUUUACAUAAGAUUCAAGGCUGGAGCAAAUGGAUGUUUCAAUUUUGAUUGUAAGGGUUUUGUUCAAUUACAGCAUACACGUUAUUAA
This is a messenger RNA of Chenopodium quinoa (quinoa), 432 nucleotides long. RefSeq lists its product as uncharacterized. The transcript is spliced from 6 exons. Bases 1 to 432 code for a protein of 143 amino acids. NCBI's taxonomy places the organism in Eukaryota, Viridiplantae, Streptophyta, Magnoliopsida, Caryophyllales, Amaranthaceae. The record is from RefSeq and is a predicted model, not a curated record.